CAUUUGUGAGCACCUAAAGCCAAGUCCUAUUUGAAGGAACUCAACACAGUGAAUGAUCGCAGAGUUGUGCCAAUAUGAGAGGACACAGCUGAGGACAUUUAUUGUACAUGGUACACACUUCUACUGGGCUCUUCAUUGUAAUGCAGUAUGCACUAGCUGUCUUCAGUGACUACAGCUCUGCUACAGGUUGACUUUGUGCUGCAGUCAGAGGCUACAUGGCUUCAGGCGGAGCAGAGGAAGACGAUGGAGGCAUUCCAUUGGACAUUGACAACGUGCACAAGCUCCUCCAAGUGGAGCAUGAGCAGAUUCAGAAAAGGACGUUCACCAACUGGAUAAAUGCUCAACUCUCUAAGAGAUGCCCUCCCUCGUUUGUGUCUGACCUCUUCUCUGACCUCAGAGAUGGGUCACAUCUGCUUGACCUGCUGGAGGUGAUGAGUGGCCGACCGAUGAAAAGACAAAGGGGUCGAGGGGUUUUCCAGCAGAGAGCCGACAUUGAGACAGCACUGCACUUUCUCAAAAAAUCUAUCAAACUGGUGAACAUAAACAUACCAGACAUCAUAGAUGGACGGCCCUCCAUCAUCCUCGGACUCGUAUGGACCAUCAUCCUCCACUGUCAUAUUGAGGAGCUGGCCAGCACUCUCUCCUACAGCUCUUGUCAUUCCUCCAUGGACUCUCUGACCAGCUUGGACUCCUGGUCCGGCAGUUCGGUCCCAGCUAGUCCAGUCCCUGCAGGCCGGGCGUCGCCUCUCCACAAACGCUUCCGAAUAUCCGCCAAGAAGGCCCUGCUCAUGUGGGUCAGGGACCAAUGCAAAAAGGUUGGUUGCUCCUUCAGCGUGAAGAACUUUAAGUCGAGCUGGAGAAGUGGAGAGGCCUUCUUGGCCAUCCUGUGUUCUCUCAGACCACAGCUGGCUGAUCUCUCACUGGUCCAGUCCAGAAGCAACCAGGAGAACCUGGAGGAGGCGUUUCACCUGGCCGAGAGGGAGCUCCACAUCCCCCGCCUGCUGGAGCCCGAGGAUAUUGAUGUUAGAGACCCCGAUGAGAAGUCCAUUAUGACUUACGUGGCCCAGUUUCUGCAGUACUCCAAUGACAUGCCGGCACCUGAUGACCAUCUGCAGGUCUCUCCAAGUGAGCGAGCGCUAGAGGUGACCUGCUGGCUGCAGCAAGCCUACCAGGAUCUGUCAGAGACACGGACGGCUGCAGAGAAAUCCAGCUUUGCAGAAAAAUAUCAUGUGUUUCAGAACCUCGCUGGCUCCUUCGCUGAGCAGAGGAGACCAGUGAUGACCAUCCUGGCUGCCAUAAGACGCCGCCCUGAGCUGAGCCAAGAGCAGUGUGCUCUCAGGAUAGCGUGGGAUCGUCUGGAGCAGGAGCUGCAGAGAUGUAAAGCAGACCUGGACUCGAGCCUUCCUCCUCCUCUGGACUCAGUCGUCGUGUGGCUGCAGCGAGCGGAGGCAGCGCUAACAGAAGAUGCAGGAAGAGUGAAAGAUCAUGCAGAUGCUGCUAAAGAAGCGAGAGCUCAACAAGACACGCUAAAGACUUUAAUUAAGGAGAUGAGCCACCACGUCAAUAUCCUUGAUACCUUCAGCAACAUGGAUGACUUGGAGAACGUAGUAGUGCCCCUUGAAAAGUUUGAUGAGAUAAAAAGACGCCUUACUCAUAUCCGAGUCACAGCCAAGUAUCAAGGGAUCAAGUUGGAAUACCAGGAAGCCCGUCACACUGCACUGGAUCUCCUGGGCCGCAUCAGUGCGAAGGUUCAGACCUGGAAAGCUCCCUACAGAUCCCAGGAGACAGUUCUUCUGCUUCUGCAGGACUGGCAUGAAACAGUGGAGCGCCAAGGCCUGCUUUUAAUCCUGAUGGACGCUCUCCAAAACCUGAAGGAGAAGGCGAAUGCUUACACCAGCAAGGCAGAGCUAGGUGAAGAUUCCCAGCUUGUUACUCGUCAGGUGAAGGAAGCAGAAAAUGAAGCUGAACUGGUCACACAGGCUGUGGCAGCUGUGAGAGGGACGAUGGACAGAGCGGUGUCUGCGUGGGAGACUUACAACAAGUGCCUCACAUCUCUGCAGACAUGGCUGACACAGAAGAUACAUUCACACGCCCAGUCUGCUGCUGAGGCCACGCAGGACAUGAGUGAGUGGACGUCCUGUCAGGCCAAGUUAAACGAGGCGGGCAACUCGCUCAUUGAAGUGACAGAAUCUUCAACCAGCCUCGCUCUGGCCGAGCAGCUCAGCAAGGUCAACAAGCAGUGGGCUGACUGCAUGAAGAGGACAAUGUUUGAAGUGUCAUCGGAGCCCAGUGCCGGUCCCUUGUGUCUUCAAAUGGUGCAUUCACUGACCCGGGAGGCCAACUGUCUACUGAGGCAGCCGCUGGAGGUGGCCUCAGUCCCACUGAAGGCCAACAGGCAGAAACUACAGCUGCUGAGUAAAAAGAUGGCAGAGGUGGAUCUUUCAUCUCUCAGUCCGUCCUCGGACUUUCAAUCAAGCCACACAGCGAACCUCCAGCAAAAUCUCCCACAGAUGCUUGCUGAAGCAGAAAGGGCGUGUGGAGAGCUGCAGCGGGCUGCGUCCAGGCUGGAGGGCCGUCUGGCUGAGCUGGACCACUGGAGCACCGAGGCUCUGGACUGUUACCAGCACCUAAAGGAGGAAAAGCACAGACGACGCUCUGCAUCAGAACCUACAGCCAAAGUGCUGAUCUCUCGAGGCUUGCAGCUGGAGAACCAGGUUGUAACUGAGGGAAAGGAUCUGCAGGACGUUGUGGCACGAGUACAGAAAACUUCUCCUCUGCAGCACCUCAGUACCUCUGGCGUUCAGGACAGGAUCUCAGAGGCAGUCUCCCACUGCCAGGAGAUUCUUGGGCUGUUUAGCUCCGUUGGGUUUCUGCGACAUGUCGAAACAGCCCAUCAGACACAGAGGCAGCCAGAGGCAGGGUUGUUUGUUGUAGCCAGAACCAAACAUGUAGACCAGAUUGGGAAUGUUAUGCUGCAAAGCCAGGACCAACAUCAGGCUUCACCUGAGAUUCCAUGUCCUAUGCCUCAUCAAAGAACAAAAGGUCUCGAGGGUCGGCCUAAAAACCAGAACACACAGGAUAAACCGACCAUUGUUAUACCACAUGUUAAGAUCCAAAUGCUGCCUCAGCCGCUGAGGGAACCAGUUCCUCAUAUUCACUCUGUAAAAGAGGCUGAAUCUGAGCCCAUGAUCCAGCCUCAGUCAUUUUCCAACUCCCACGCUCGAGCUUCAAGUCAAAAUGAUCGACCUCUACCUGCUUUGACCCAAACUCCUGUUGGAUCAAAAAGUCCUGCUCUGUUUAAAAAUGUGUUAAGUCCAGUCCCAGAGGAAAAGGAGAGCUCACCCCUCUCACAAACUCAAAUAUCAAAAUCCAGAAUGAAAUGGCAACCAAACACUGUACAGAGUGUUAAAACACCUCCACAGCCACCGGUUAUGGACCGCAGCGAAGUUCAUUCAAAAGCCCAGUCAAUGGCGAGGAGCAGACUGGAGAAGGCCAGGUUUCAUCUGCAAGGACGCAUCCAGCAAGCCAUCAAGUUAUUUGGGGGCAAAGAGAUUUCACAGUCACAAGCCAAGAGGAAACAGAAAGCUUUAAAGAGUCUGCAGCCUGCCAUCCUCGAGGAGUUCCUGAGUGCUGUGGAGGGUUUGGGGGCCUUUUGCACUGGGCCCCAACUCCAGGACUUGAUGCUCCUCUCUGACUCGGUCAGAAAGCAGUGGGAGGAUGUACGUAGAGAAAUGGCCGCCUUUGUUCCCAUCUUGUGGUCUGUUGUGCAAUGUGAAACUCAAACUAACGCUCAACUGCAUGAAGCCACUGACCAGACUGACCAUGACUCUUUGCUGCAGCAGCAGGUCGUCACGGACGGAGCUGCGUCUGUUGAGGUUGAAUCACUCCAAGAGCUGUGUGACACACUGACACCCAAAUCCUCCUGCCAAGCAACAGACCAACCGAGGGAGUCAGAUGAAGCACAGGAAACACAACCCAGUGACACAGUGCUCCCGUCUGACUGCAGGGGACGGCAGCUCCGGGGAAACACCCCGCUGAGAGCGACUGGCGUGUCGGCCGACUCACAGCAGAGCAACAAUCUCCAGAAACAAAGCGUGGACAGCUCACAACAAGACCCCUCACCUGUGUGUGGUGCUGCCUCAGUGCAGCCUCGUGGCGCUGAUAUCAUCCAGCUGCCAGCUCGGGACGUCCCAACAGAGAGUGAGGAUGACCUGAUGCAACGUAGAGGCUGCAGGUCAGGGAAAAAUCUAAAGUCCUCACUUCGAGCCAAAGAGCAGCCGCUGAAAGCUCGUCUACUGCACAUCACAGAGAGCAACCAGCAGACCCAAGCUCAUCUACAGGCGGUUGUCAGGGGCGACACCGUGGAGACCAAGCAGGAGGUUGAGUGGACCCUCCUCCCAGAGACAGCUGCCAUCCAACAGGAAGAGCACUCCUCCAAACAGGAAGUACUUGAAAGGAUGACAUCUCUAGAGAAUACUGCUGACCUGAUGGCACUGAUCACAGAACAACUGGACCGGAUCGUCAGAGAGUCUGUGGACAUCUCCUCCUUCACCUUGGCUGAUCCCAGACUACUAUCUGAUUUAAAGGAGAUGGAUGACCGACUGCGGUCUGAAAUGAGAAAGCUAUCGGAACGAGGAGCUGAAGAGGAAAGACGAGCCACAUCCCCUUCAUCCCUCUGCCAGGCUCUCCACAGCGGUGUCCAUCAUCUUGAGCAGCUCAGACAGCGGCUGGAGAAGGUUCAGUCAGCGGCCCGGGCUCUGCAUCGCUUCCUGGCCACAGUGAGGGAAGUGGAGGCCGAGAUCCGGAACCUGCUGGCGAACCAGGACCCCAGCAGACAGCAACACGAGGCAGACUGGGAGCAGGAGAGACACUCUUGGCAGGCAGCAAUGCAGCAGAGGAUGCAGACUGCCGCGGAGCAAGCUGAUAGCGUUGACAGCACUUUAAAGGCAGCGGGGAUGACUCUGACCGUGGAUGGUGCAACAGUGACGUGCCAGGAUGUGGUGACAUCAUUGUCCCAGCGAGCUGUGGACGUGGAGAAAGAGCUGAUGAGAAGCAGGAAGAGGGAGAGAAAAGAUGAGUUAUUUCCAGUGGGAAGAGAGCAAAUCCAGGAGUUGAAUCCUAUGCAGAUACGUCAGACAGACACUGGGGAUGGUUCACCACAGGAGCUGGAGCAUCCCACUCCAAGUAGGAGGGAAGAGGAGGCAGGGUUGGAGGCCAAAAGGAGUAGGCUAGAAGGAGAUGAGAAUGAUGCGAAGACACGGAAGUCUGAAGGGGAUGUCUUGAAAGCCGAGGACCAGAGAAGAAGAAGAAGCCAGGUUAAGAAAGAGGGAGAGGAGAAGAAGAGUUUGAUCCAGAGGAGAGUUGCCUUGUUGGGCGCUCUGAGGGAGAUAAGGGGAGCAGCGGAGCAGCUGAGAUUACAGGAGCCCUCCCUGCCUGCUCUGCAGCACAGGACACGUGCCUUGACAGAGCUGGAAAGUCGUCUUGCUGGCCACCUCGCUGAGCUGCAGCACCUACAAGAUGAAUCCUCACAAUCAGGCAUCCCUGAUGGGAGUCAAACCAGAGAGGUGGAGGAUGUCUGGGAGGAGGCGACAAAAGCCGUAACUGAACGGCUGGAGAAGUGCUUCGCCCUAACAGAGCUGCUAAAGAGGUUUCAGAGCAUUCGUGGUGAGCUGAGUGGGACACUGCAGAGGGCAGAGAGCACCAUCAGUGAACAAGCCUCCUACAUGGGGAGAGACAACCUGCAGAGACUGCACACUAAGGUCCAGGAAACAAAAGCGGAGCUGAUUGGCCUCGGCGACGGCAUAGAGGAGGUCCGCAGUGUCUGCAGGCAGCUUCACACUCAUCUGCGUAAGAUCCCAGAAUGCACCAUCAUCCCAUUUGAGGAUGAAGCGGAUGCUCUCAUGGACCGCUGGCUGGAUAUUUCAGAGAGAACAGAUUCCCACCUUGAAGGCCUACACCGUGGUCUGACUCUGUGGGAUGGGGUCCUCCAGCUGGGAGCAGACGUGGAGAACUGGACCGCCAAUAAAGUAGCAGUAUUUGCUCAGUCUCCGUCCUUUCAGACAGAGGACGAAUUCAUGGCCUUGCAGAAUGAGAUUGUGGCCCAAGAGGAGAAUAUGAAGCGUUUUCACCGAAGAGCCACUGAGAUUCAGGUGCUGCUUCAUAGCACAGAGCCUCCUCUGGAGCUGCAGGUUGUGGAGACCCAGAUGAGGAAGAAGAUGGAGCAGCUGAAGGAGCUUGUUUUUGAAGUGGAGGACGUUUAUAGGCAGAUGGUGGCUGCAAAGGGACAAAUUACCACCAGGAUGGCUGAAUGCUUCAACUCCCUCCAGAAGAUUCAGGACUCCCUCCUCACUCUCACUGGUUCAGACGUUGCAACAGUUCUUGCAAAACUCAAGGAUCUACUUUUUGAGCUCCAGACGCAGGAUGAGCAGGCAGAGAGCGUGCUGGAGGAUCUGCGUGUCAUGGCCUCCAUAGCAAGUCCAGUCAGCCUUCAGAGUCUGUCUGUGGACGCUGCUCAGCUGCAGGAUAAAGUCAGAAACACCCAGCAGCUCUUCUCUGAGGUGGAAGAACAGACUGAGAGGAAUAUCCAGGCUCUGGACAGGCUGCAAAGGGAGGGUGAGCAUUUGGAACAAUGGUUGCAAGGCGUUGAGGAAAAAGCAGCAAAGGAAGAGGAUCUUAGUCUCCUGCAAGAAGAAGCACUUCAGCAAAGGGUGAGGACAGAAGUCAUCAGUCAGCUCGUGUCGUCCUUACAAAGCAGCGCACUUCAGCAGUCUGCUGUGGUGGAGGAGAGCAGCAAACUGCUGAAACGAUACCAUAACUUUGAAACCAACAUACUGCACGGCUCCACGGAGGAGCAGAGCUCUCUGAGCAGGGACGUCGAGGUGUUUCAGACUCUUUUAAAGUCCACUCGGUGCUGGGUCGGAGAUCUGAGACAAACUGUUGACCUCGUCGUCCAGAGUCCCGUAGAGCAGAGACUUCACUGUGCUCGAGCUGUGGUAAGUGCGACGGCAGAGGGGGAGGCUCGCCUCGAAGAGCUCAGAGUUACUGGAAAUCGUCUGAGCCUCAGACUGAGUGAUGAGGACGACCUGAAACGGGACGUUCAGGAAAGCAUUCAGAGAACAGAGGAGCAGUGGAGGAACCUUCUCCAGUCAGUUCAGCCUCAUAGCAGUGCUCUACAAGCUGACCCAGACCUCUCCUCCUCCUACCUGGCCCGCAGACAGCAGGCCUGCCGCAGAGUGGAGGAGCUGCAACACAGAGCUGCUCAGCUCCCAGCUUUAUUCCCCUGGCCCGGCUCCUCUGAGCGCAGACAAGUCUGCCUUCUAGCCCGUCAGCUGCAGGAGGAGGCUGAAUCCCUGCCAUUAACUCUUACCGGCCUGGCUGAAGAGAGGAGGGAGCUGGCUGAAGGAACCAUCGACGCCAUCUGGAAAGAUCCCUCCUCGGCUGAGCUGGAGACCUGCUGGUCAUCUCUAAUGGAUGAGCUGAAGGGUGUGUGUUCCCGCCUGGAGGAAGGUGUGUGUAAUGAGGAACAUUUUGGCCGGUCACUGCAGGACUGUCGCCAUAAAUUGACAUCCCUGCAGGAAAAGAUGUCAGCCUGUCAAGCCCAGAAAGAAACCUCUGGACGGAUCAGUGAUGUAGCAGCUCUGGAGGCUUUGCUACAAGAAGUAACCGACAUAGAAAAAGACCUUUCACAAAUUGUAACACUCAAGGACUCCAUCGCAGCCAGCUCCACAGCCGAGGCCCAGAGCAGCCUCUCCCAGCAAGUCAGCGACCUCCAACACCACAAGAGGGCACUAGACGGUAGCAUCAGAGAAGAUCUGGCUCUGCUCACAGAAAACAACAACCAGAGAGUUCAGCGAGUGAAGGAAGAGGUCUCCUGUGUGCAAACAGCUCUGAAAGACCUGGCUGAAAAUCUGUGUGGGAACCGUGAAGUGUUGCAUGAAACCAGCCAGCUCAAACAACAGUGGUCUACAAUACAGGACUGUGAUACCAGGCUGGCAGAGUUGGCUGCUAAAGUUCAAGACCUGCAGAAGACUAGAGAGUCGAGCAUCACACAUGAGAUGCUUCCCGCAGACGUCACUUUGACUGUUGAUGCAGUUGCUAAAGACCUUGACAGCUUGACGUCCAUUUGUCUACAAAAGAAGCAGGAUUGUGCAGAAAGCACUGCUAACAGGGUGAGAGAGGUCAUCAACCAGCUGCAGAAGUGGAGCCAAACAGCACAAGCUGAACCAUCAUCACCCAGCCAGGCGGCUCUGGAUGAGGGUUUGAGGCUUCAACAAGGUCUUUGUGAGGUGCUUGCAGAACGAGAUUUUCUUCUAAACUGUCUGGGUUCAAAAGUGACAAAGAAACUGGAGAAAAGGGCCUCAAAUGCUCUCAGUAAAAGCACACCUGCACUCAAAUGCCUGGUUUCACAGAUCAGUCAAGGUCGUUGUGAAGAUGAGUUGGAGAAAGAUUUGCCAGGCAGAGUUGUAGUUGAAGAAACUUUUAGAAGUGGAAACUUAGCUUCACCUGGUGAAACUACGACCAUGCCUGCUUCUUCUCCUGCAUUAAACAACGAGGAUGAUGACAAACCUAAAACCGAAGGCACUUUGGAGACAACCAAAGAGAAAGUCCCUAAUCAAUUCUCAUGCACAGAAAUCCCAGAUGUUUUCAAAUCGCAGCAGUUAACAUCAACUCCACCAAUGAAGGCUUAUUUUGCACCAAAAGAUGAUAGUGGCACAUUGAACAAGGAAAGCAAUCCUUUAAGCAGUGGGCACAAGACACUUUCUGGAAAUAACACCUUAAUGUCAGACUCGCUUCCUACUCAUAACAAGACUUUAAUAGCUCGGCAGGAGAACACCGAAUCAUUACAGGAAGACACUAACUCAACCCAGGACUCAAGAUUGUCAGCUAUAGGCACAGACAAUACCAAAGAAAUCAAUUCAGCACACCGUGUCGCACCCCUUGUUGCAACAAAGCCUGACAACUUCCCCCUUUAUACCCCUGAAUAUGUAUCUGAACAUCAAGCGGCACAAUCAGAGACAUUUACGGCAGAUACAGCUGCUCUAGAACAAGAGAAACACUCUGAGGACAUCAAUGUGACCCCAAAGAAAGUGUUUACAAUAGUGUUGGACAUAGAGCCACAUGACAUUUUUGGUCCAGGCUUGAAGAGCCUUCAUCCAGCAGCACAAUCAGAGACAUUUAAAACAGUUCCUGAUGCUCAAGAAGAAAAGAAACACUGUGUGAGCUCAGAUAAAGUGUUUACAAUAGUGUCGGACAUGGAGACGCCUGAGUUUCAGCCACGGGACAAUGUUGGCGCCAGAUGUUCACAGGGGGCAGAGCUUAGUGAUGCACUGCUCACACAAGUUUCAAGUGUUCCUGAGAAGAAAUCUGGACUCUUUACAACAUUAUUGAGUCCUGAAUCAGAUGAAACAGACUUGAAGAUCCAUUAUUCAAAGAGCGGUGCAUUAAAUGAGUCUCAAGUGGUGGACUCGCUGCCAGAAAAACCCUCGACGUUAGUAAAUACAGAAUUGGAGGAGUUGACAAGUGCCAAGUUAUCGUGCAAAGAAGAGUCAGAAAGCCGUGACUUAAUGCACAAUGAGGUGUUGAAUUCCUCCAAAUCACGUGGCACUGUUGCUGAGUGUCAGCUCACCGGUGCACAUGCGUCAGAAACGACAUUUCCGCAUGUGAAACAAGAGGAGACGACAGAUUUCCAUCACGCCGAAGAGCGAACAAUGAGCUCAGUCUUGUGCACUGCGAAGGGGGAUGCCUUAACUGCAACGCAAAUACCUGCUGGUUACAAUAAACAGCUGACUGUUGUUGACACUGCACAGGAUGCAGGUACAGGACAGGUGGAGAUGGCAGAGGGAGGAAACACAGGAGAGGCAAGUGACCCUGAACGCCCCGAGUCCAAACUUUUAAAAGUGCCAAAAAGACGAGACAAAGCCAAGCUGUCAUUUAAAGAGAGUUGGAGGGUACCUGCAUCGCUGGAGGACACAGAUGUGACACCGAGACAGCAUCACAUCCAAGAAAGUAUGGAGCCCGAGAGGACGACAGCUGAUCUGCAGGCCGGGGAGGCGACAGGUGAAUCACCAGAGUCUUACAAACACAAGUCUACCAUGCAGGAUGUUUUGUCUGAGAUCCAGAACUUGGUGGAAAGAAGCAACAUAAUAAAUCGGACACCACAUAUUGAUUUGAAUUGGUAUCUGAAGUCUUCUCCUGGUGAACCCGAGAUUCGACUGGUACGAACUGUCCAAAAAGUUCUGGCAUGUCGUUAUCAACCAGCACAACUCGAUGUCACCGCAAUGGUCAAACAACUGCAGGACGCAGAGGAGUUCAGGUGCUGUGUGCAGGAUCAGGUGGCUAUCAUGAAAAGCGUGAGCGGUGCGGUUUGUGACCCGGAUGCCUUGAAAAGAGUUGAGGGACAGGGGAGUGCUGCGCUGCUGGAUGCCUCCGCCACAGUGCAGGUGAAAGCAGCACAGCUGGAUCAGGUCAAACAGUAUCACAAACAGAUGAAGCUCACCAGAGCUUUCCUGGAGGUCGUUGCAGAUGAGAAGGACAAGAUGAGCUUAAGUACUUUGGGAAGCAGUGCCCUUCAAGCUGACAAACUUGGCGCCCUGCUGCAAACCAUGGUUCUGAAAAAGCACAUGAUGGAAGAGCUCCUCCAGUUAAGUAGCCAACUGUCGGUACACUUGAGCGACGCUGAGAGUUCAGGCGCUCUUCUUGCCCAGCUUGGAGAUGUCCAGGAGGAGUGGAGGCUUUUAGAAGGAAGCAUCAAAAGAGCUCUGCAGCUCGCGUCUAGCGCCACCUCUCAAUCCUCUCUUCUAAUAAAAGAGGCCCGACUGCUUAAAGCCAAGCUCGACGCUCUUCGGAAAUCCAACUUUCAAAGCCACGACGACAAAAGCGCCUUAGAGUUUGUUUGUCUGACCACAGACCUAAAGCUGUACAACCAGCUUUAUCUGCACUUACAGUCCCAGACAGAUGGUCUGGUCCAUUUCUCUCUGGGUCAGAAAGAGAAGAAUGAGAUCAAACGUAGUCUUCAGGAACUGGGGUCCUUGCUAAAUGUCGCCAAGAGCAAGCUUGACACAUACGGCUGCGGCGGCAUUUCUUCAGCUAAGAUCAACAAGCAAAUACAAGACCUGAUCGUGUGGGCUAAGCAGGCAGAAAACCACAUCUCUAUUGGGAAAAAGUUGUCUCUUUUCCCCGAGGAGGCUCGCAUUCAGAUCGCUGAGAUGAAGAAAUUUCAGACUGAUAUUUGGUUCAGAAGAUCCAAGAUGCAAGUAGAAGUUGAGCAAAUGAAAGAUGGAGCCUCUGAUCUGGAAAAGGAGGAAAGUGGCCAAGUGUUGAAGACAAUAGAAGACCUGUAUGACGCAAUCGCUGACAGCUUGGAGCAUGUUCUUGACACCAUGAAGAAAAAUCUGCAGGAGAGGGAGAAAGUGUUAAGCCAGUUUGCUAACAUGGACACCUGGCUUGCAGAAACACAUGCUAAAAGAGACCCCUGCGCUCACGUUGACAACGUUUCAAAAGCUGACGUCAGAAAGCUGGAGAGCGAGCUGAAGAGUCACAAAUUAGCCACAGUGGAGAUAGAGAGCCAACUGAAGCAGGUGGAAGCGAUGGCAGACAGUAGCAGGGAAAUAGCUGUAGGGUCGAGUCCAGGAGAGAGCCGCUACCUUGUCAACAGACUGUCAGGCCUGUGGACAGAACUAGACGGAUUGCUAGCUCAGGAGAGAGCAGCCAGCUGGGAAUUAGAAGAGCUGAUUCACGAGCGAACCACUUCAGAUGAGGAGUUAUCGACCAUCCAGGCGAGCUUAAAGCAAAUUUCCACUGACCUGGAGCAGCAAAGGUUCCCUUUGACACAGGAAACCCUUUCAACAGCUGCACUUUUGAAGCACAUGCUGAUGGAGCAUCAGUGUCAAGUACAAGAGCUUCAGCACUGCCAGGAGGCCAGGAGAAGCUCCCUGCUGUGCACCAUCGGGGAACUGCAAGACCAGUGCAAAGCUCUUAGUGUUAACGCCAUUGAGCAAGACAAAUAUCUGCACCUGAGGACACAAAUGGAGGAAUCCAGAGAUAUUGCCAAAGAGCAAAUCCAGCGUGCCAAAGAUGACACCAUCAGCGUGGGUGAGCAAUUCAGACUGUGCCAAACACUCUUGGUUGAACUUCCUUUGGUGAAGACGCAGUGUCAAGAAGCAGCGGACCAAUUGGAGGCAGUAGCUCAGGAGUUGGACCCAUCUGAGCUCAAAUCAGAGAAUCACAGGAUUCACCGCACUGUGGAAACUUUAGUCUCCUGGGAGAAUUCUGUCACAGGCGAUAUCAAAAACCUGGAGGCCAAGCUUCUGCCAGGCCUGUGUUUUUCCUCCGAGCUUCCUGCCUUAAUGGAGCUUUUCCAAAGAACAACAGUGGAGCUGGAGGGAGCCGAACCAGUAGAUCCAGAUGAAAAAGCCAUAGAUAUUGCACUAAGAAGGAACUGGGUUAUUUGGAGGAAUAUGGAGUCUGAGAUGAGGGUGUUGGAAGGUCUGGGACGGAAAGAGAAAAUUGACCUGAAGAGCUACAAGGAACUGUACUCUCUCAGGGAUGCAACCAUGCAAGAGUGCCAUUUACGAAUGGAGAGUUUAUGCCAGGCGAGAGAAGCCUUGAAAGAUUACCAGUGGGCUGCUCAGGGAGCGAUAGGCUUCCUUCACAACGCUGAAGCCACCUUCUUAUCAGCUCCUGGAGGGUUUCUGGACUGUACUGAGGAACAAAGACAGACUCAGCAGGCGCUAGAAGCUUUAGAAGAUGGAUUUCAGGCUCACAUCAGCCACCUUGUUGAUCUGGUGCCCCAACAGCCCUGUCUGUCCCGCCCAAAGACUAAGCAGCUGCACAUCAGCAUCCUCAGUCAGCUGAUGGUGGGAAGAGCCAUACUGGAGGCUCAAGCUCAGCUCAGGCUGGAGUCCCUGCAGAGGUGUGUAAUGAGACAACAAAGCCACAGGAAGUGCCAUGAAGAUAUACGUCAGCGUCUUUCAGGGCUGGAAGCAAAGCUUUCAGAAUGCGCUGCAGAACAAGUGACGUCCUAUGGCAAAUGUGUUGCCCAACAAAAAGGAGCGAAGCUCCUGAUGGAAGGUCUCCGCAGCCUCGCAGGUAAGAUAGAAGAACUGCGAGCGGGAUGUCCGAUGCAGGGCUGCGGGGUUGGAAAGGAUGGCGAGCUGGGCGCCCUCUGGAGGCGCUGGGUGUCACUACGCCGCGGUGUCGGCCUCCUGAUGGCACACUCAGAACAGAGAGGAGAGGAAUGGAAGGACAUCACUACAAGUAUGGAGCAGUGUUGCAGCUCUUUGGCCAGUCUUCAGGCGGAGGUUCCCGACUCUUCCGCCGUGAGCUUCACUCAAGAGGAACCCGUUGAGCUUCUGGCUCAGGCUGAGAUGCACCAGGCCGGGCUGGAGCAGGAGCAGCAGGCCUUAGCCUCCCUGGAGCACCGACUGGAGCACGCCCUGAGCUUAUCGAGCUCCCAGGAGCCCAUCAGCCCCGGACCUGUCGGCAAAACACUAGUGAAGAUCCAAGAGAACGUCAGGAGCUUGAAAGAGAGAAACCUGCUGGUGGUAGCUGCAGCGCAGGCCGAGGAGAAAGAGAGGGAACAAGUCCAAGAGGAGAUAGGAGAGUUGGAGCAACACAUGUUCGCCCUUCUUCCCUCGCUGGAUGCGUGUUCAAAUCCACGCAAACAACAGGAGCUCAAAAAGGAUCUGUCCUCCCAGAAAGCCAAACUCAAGUGUAUCAUGGACAGCGUGGAGAGCCGGUAUGCUGAGACACCCGUUGAUAUCAACAGACGGCUACAAGAAGUUCAGUUGUCUCUACAAAGAGAAGAGGACAAGCUCAUGGAGAAGAGCAACCCGGUUCAGAAGCUGGCUCGUCGAGUGGUGGAGUUGGGUUCUGGCCUGGAGAAAGUGAAAGCGUUACUGGAGCAGCGGAGUCCAACAGUCAAUGAAGCUCAAAAUGUACUCAAGCGCGUGUGGGAUGAGCUGGAUGCGUGGCACAGCCGCCUGACGCUUUUGGAGAGCGAGGUGCAGGAUCUUGCGGAGGAGCAUCCAGAUCAAGCCCACCCGCUCAUGGACCAACUCACCCAGCCACUGCAGCUCUACCAGGACGCAUCGCAGAUGGCGGAGCAACGCACCGCCUUCCUCAGCAAGAUCCCCGCCUGUCUUCAGGAGUUUGAGGACAUUCAGUACGGCGCCUCCUGCUGGUUGGACGAGGCCCAGUCAUGGCUCAGCGCUCCCUGCUGCUUCACAACAGCCAGAGGCCUCCAGAAUCAUGCAAACUCCCUGCAGCUGGUCCUGGACGACUCCGAGAGGAUCAGACACGCCCUGCAGGACUUCAGGCCAGCCCUGGAUGAGAUCUCUGCCGUGUGUGACAUCACCACCCACGAGGAGAGGGUGAACCAGAAUGACCAACAAGUCAAAAAAAUGCAAUGCAAGAUCCUCGAGCCGCUGGAGCAGCUCCUGCAGGCUGUUGUGGUGGUGGAGACGAUGGAAGCGGAGCUGAAGACCAUGGAGAAGAAUGUCCCAAAGAUCCAAGCGAUUUUAUCAUCCGUAGACAACUCAAACAUAUCUCUGACGGAGCAUCUACACAACCGACAGGUGAUCCAGGCCAACGUGCAGUCGAUGCGGAGGACGUUGGAGGAGAUGGAGAGAUUUAAAGGAGAGCUUCACCUCCCACAGGGAGCCGAGGAGAGCCUGCUGGUCUUCUCCAGAGCCAGACUGCUCCUGGAGCCGCUAGAGGAGCUGGAACAACUCACCCAGGAACAAGCCAUGCUGCUGGAGAACAAGAUUAGGGAGGAAGAAGGAACCUGUACGGAUCUGGGCAUCGCCGCAGUCUCUGAUACUCCUGAAGAAGUACAGCAGCUAGACAGAUCUCUACAAAGACGCUCAGUCCAGCAGGAGGCUUUUGCGGUGUCUAAUUCAGAGGAAGAGGAGGAUGAGGAGAACGAGAGUCGUCACUCGUCGUCCUCUGACACACUAACAUGCAGUAUUCCAGAGGACCCAGAGGAGACACUCAACGCUUCAGAUGUGCAAAGUGAGGAUAUUGCAGAAAUUCAGCCGCAAUCAGAAGUUAAGGGACCGGAGAGUUUGGCUGCUCAGUUUUCCUCUGAAGUGGAGACGAGCUCAAAAGGUGCUGAAACAGAGCUUUUACCUGUGAAGCCUGGGCUUCAUACAAAAGAGUCUGGAUCAGGAAAUGUUGAAACUGGAUUGAUAACAAUGGAUUCCAAAGUUGGCAAAGUGUUUAGUCCUAAAACUGUAACAGCCGAGCCGCUCAUCACUGCUGACGAGUUUACUACCAGCCCUGCCACACUGGACCAACAUGGACCAAUAUCACCAAAACAUGUAUCGCUUGUCGUCGACCCUCAUGCAAAGUCCCCUCACGCAGCAGCUGCAAUAGAAGACACAAGACUGAUUCCUGUAAGACCCAUAACACCAUUCACUGCCACAAGAGCAUCUCAUGAGUUUAUAGAGGAAGGAGACGAAGGUCUGUCUUUGUCCACAGCUCCCCGUCAAGAUCUGGAUGCUGUUAAUGUGUUGAAGAAGCAAAGGGAAGUCGGCACCAGUCAUAGUGGUUUGGUGGAAGAAUCCCAACAAGCCCAGGAGUCGUCUGACGAUCUGCCGAUCAGCUUGGCUGGACGUGCGGAAGAUGACAAGGAGCAGCGAAGGUGGAGUCGGCUUUAUACCCAGAUCUCUCAAAAACUGACCACUCUGAAAAAAGUUGAGGAGGAGCAUCAGAUCGGCUCAGAGGAAGGAGGGACCCAUGAAAUGGACCCAGAAAGUGAGCUGAUAUCAACGGGGUCUGCUUCUGCUGUUCUCCAGCGGACACAUGAGUCCAUCACCAUGCUGAGACAAAUAGUGAGCUCUCCAGGUGUAAAUGAGAGGUUGUACGAGGCUGCACGGAAGGUCCUCCUCUGUCUGGACGCUUUGACUGACCUCCUGUUAACUCCCGGUGAAGACGACCCCCAGCUGAGGCUGCUGCAGCAGGAGUGUGUAUCAACUGAGCUGGUGACUCUGGCUGAGCUGUUGAGUAAAGUGGAGUCAGAGACCAAACCUGCACUUUCGAGGGAAAAACCAGAAGCUCUCGGCUGUUUGACGUCCCUUCAGGAUUGUCUACACUCCGUCCAGCAGGUCUUCACCUCGUCCCACAACCAGCUCAUUGAACAUCUGGGACACACAAACCAACAUCAGGAGCUCUCCUCCAACCAGCUGUAUAUUUUGGAUGAGUUUGAACUGGGACAAAGUGAGAUGUUCCCCAGCAUAAAGGAUGCUCCCAGUUUGGAGCAGUGUGUGCUGGGCCGACAUCUGAGGGAGAGUUCAGGGGUAAAAGAAAAGCUACAGCAGGCAUCCCGGUCCUUGCUUCAGGGGAUAUCUCGCCUCCUGGAACUGGGUGAAGAAUGCAUAACAGAAGGGCAGAUGAGCCGGGUUCACAACCGCAGCCAACUUCAAACUGUUCUCUGCAGACGCGAGAAGCUCCUGCGGGUCCUCAGGUCUCAGCUGGCUUUCGUGCAGCAUCUAUUCCAGCGUGAGCCAGAAGCACUAAAGUGUCAAGAGGAUGAGCGGGUACAGCUGGAAGUCAGAGCCAAAGCUUUGCAGCAACAGGCUCUGGAACAGGAAGUGGCUUCUCAAAGGAGGAUCCAGGAGCGGACCCGGUGGGAGGAUAAUUGCGGUCGACUUGGCGGGCUGCUGGAUGAUGUUGAAGCCUUCAUCAGCAGCGGGGAACCAGAGGGAGACGACGAGAAUCUAACGCAGCACCGACGAGAUGCCUGCCAGCAAACGCUGGUCCAGCUGGAUGAGAGCAGAGCUGCUUUAGGCCUGAUCCUGGAUCAGGGGAAGGAGCUGCAGACGGAGCCAGAGUUUGCUGCCACAGCCGGUCAUGCAGGAGGCGCUCUGGAGCUGCGAUGGCAGAGCGCCUACAGGCGGACAGAGCAGGAGAGUCGACGCUGCAGAAACAUCCAGGACAGCCGGGCCAGAUUCCAGACCGUCUUUGCUUCGGUCAGUGAGUGGCUGGUUGGUGCCAACAAACACCAGAAGACUUGGUCAAACCUGGCCGACACCUCGGACAUGAACCAGGAGAGUAUUCACAACAACCUGAUCAAGCUGCUGGACUUCUCCAUGGAGAUUGAAGCCAUGUCAGUUCAGAGGGCGUCUGUAUCAAGGGAAGCCACUCAGCUGCUCCACCUCAGGGAAGCUGAUUGUCCCGAGCUGAGAGCUCAGCUCGCCCAGCUGGAGGUCAACUGGAGUCAGCUGACCUCUGACCUGUCAAAGAUACAAGAGCGCCUGCAGCAGCGGCUGCUGGCAGCGUGGCCGCCGGAGAAGCUGCUGUCUGAUCUGGAGGACUGGCUGAAGAAGCUGGAGGCUCGGCUGAACCGGGAGAAAGAAACGGUCCUCAAGGCCAAAGAUGCUGCUCAGAUCACUGAAAUCCUGCAGCACUACCAGGAGUUGAAGGCAGGCUUGGUCAAUGGGCAGCUCCUUCUUGACUUCCUGUGCCAGUCUGGGCCUCAGGUGAUGGGAGAGGACGUCCGGGCUCUCCACUCCGAACGCACGAUGUUUGCAGAGAAACUGGGCGCCGUCAGACUGCAGUGGCUGAACCAUCAGAGAGAGCUGGAGAGCCAGACUCGUGAAGCUGAACAGAUGCAUCACACUUGUGCGGACAGAGAGAGGCGGUUACAGCGUCUUCACAGCCGGAUAGAACAGCAGGAAAAGCAGCUGAAUCAGUGGAAAUGGUCCACCAGUCACACUGUGGCUCGUAAGGCUCUGCUGGAGUGGGAGGCUGCUGUGGGCAGAGUGAAGGAGGUGGCUGCAGCUUUGCAGGAGUUGAAAGCCACACAAGUGCACGUUGAAAAGGAAGAGGAUCACCCUUGUGAUAUCUCCUUCUGUGGCCAGACGGAGAGUGUUUGUCAUGCUGGUGUGGAUUUUAGUCAACAGAUGGAAACUCUGAGACCGGCUCUGCAGCAGAAUGUGGAGGAGUGGAGUUGUUUUGAGAGAGAUCUGAUGGAGGUUUCUCUGCACGCCACCAGGGUGCGCUGUGCUCUGCAGCAUCAGCCUCUGUUCUCACUGAAGCAGGCAGAAGGACAAUUGGACCUCCUCCAGCAACUCCAGGAGAAGGCCGGAAAAGGAGAAGAGCUUUGGGCGUCUGUGGACAAAUCCUAUCAGAGUCUUGUGAAGACUCUUCAUCAUGGAACAGCUCAGGCGCUGGAUGAUCAAAUGAGAGGAGAGCGAAAACGGUGGAGGGACGUGGUGCAGGAGCUAAAGGAUGAGCACAUGAAGGCUGGAGAGACGGUUUCCCUCUGGCAGGAGUACACUCACCUGUCUGAUCAAUGCUCCCUUCAACUGCCAACACUGUGGCGUCAGUGGGAGGAGCUGUCGAGAUCUUCGGACACACAGGCAACGGUUCGCUCAGUGGAGAAGUUGCAGGAUGCUGCCGAGGAUUUGCAAAGCAGUGUGGGAGAUGUGCUUGCAGCUUCCAAGCCUCUCAUUGGACGGCUAGAACCAGUGGCCGCAAAUUUAAUCCAAUCAGAGACCAGACUGCUGUCGCGUGACGUCCUGCUGCUGAGCCAGGCAAUGUCAGGAAAAAAGCAAAGUCUUCAGGAGGAUUUGGAGCAACAAAAACUAUUUCAUACUCGACUGGAGGCCGUUGAAAAGCACACACAGAACACACAACAUAAACUUAAGACCGGCUUGAAUGACACAGACUCUGUGAAGCAGGUUCUCCUGGACCUCAGUGAUCUGUUUCCAUUACUGGUUGACGUCAGGGAGAUGAGUGGUUAUGUGACUCUUAACAACCAGGAGACGGAGAAGCUGCACAUGCUCAGCAGGCAAUGGGUUGAAAGCGUGACUCGCACAUCUGACAUGAACAGAGCGCUGCAGGCUGAGCGUCAGCGUUCCCAGAACUUCCAGGAGAAGUGUAAAAACCUGACGUCCAUCCAGAAGAAGCUUGAGGAGGAAUCAUCGUCUAAUAAACCUCAAAGUUUCUCCAGCCUCCAAGAGAUGCUGACUGUCCAUCAGAGGCUUCAGGCUGAAAUAAUUACUGGACACCAGCUUCUGCACGGCCUUCUCUGUCAUGCAGUCGAGUCCAUGGAAACAGAAACAGGAGAGAAAAGAUCUGAACUCAUGGCACAAGUGACGUGUAUGAGGGAGAGCUGGUUCAACUCUGUGGCUCUGGCUGGCCAGCGCAGGUCGUUGAUAAAAGAACAACUGGGCCAGUGGAGAGUCUACCGUCGUGGCUCAAAACUUCUGUGGAAGCUGUUGAGAGACGUUGACCCCUUGUUGCCCCCUGCUGGACCUGCUCUGUGUUCACUGCAUCGGCUACGAAGCUGCACGGAUGAUUACCAGUGUGUUAAGGACGCUCUGGGUCUGCACUCCACCGUGUACACCCAGACGCUGGAGGCUGGCAGACAUUUAUGUGAAACCAUGACGGAGUCUGAGAGUCAGAGCCGACUGCAGUCAGAACUCCAGGCCGUACAGGAGGCCUGGGAACGAACCACCUCACUGCUGGAGAGGAGAAGAGAUCUGGUCAGCACAACUAGUCAGAAGUGGUCUCCGUGUCAGGACGGGAUAACCAGCAUCACACGUGAGCUGGAUGAGCUGAACACUGUGAUGAAACAGCCGCUGCCUGAGAGACAGCAGGACUCUGAGAGCGAGAAACACAUCCAGGAGACAGACCUCGCUCUGCAGCGUUUGACCAGCGGAUUUAGUGAACUGGCCACCAUGAAGACGGACCUGUCCCAGUACGUCGCCGCCGGUGACUCGGCUCUGCUGGAGCAGCAGCUGGAGCAACUCCACGGUCAAUGGGAAGAGCUGUGUACGAAGGUAUCCUUGCGCAGACAAGAAAUCGCGGACCGUCUCAAUGCCUGGACCAUCUUCAACGACAAGAACAAGGAGUUCUGUGAUUGGCUGACUCAGAUGGAGAACAAGGUGUGCCACAGCGGAGAUCUGAGCAUCGAGGAAAUGGUGGAGAAACUGAAGAAGGACUGCAUGGAGGAAAUCAAUUUGUUCAGUGAGAAUAAAAGCCACCUGAAGCAGCUGGGUGAGCAGCUGCUGUUAGCCAGCGACGAAGCCAAGCAGACGCAGGUCAACGGCUCGCUGCAGGAGGUUAACCAGCGGUGGCACAACCUCUUCCACCACAUCGAAGCCAGGGUGAAGAAGCUGAAGGAGACUCUGGUGGCGGCGCAGCAGCUGGAUAAGAACAUGAGCAACCUCCGCUCGUGGCUUACUCGCGUCGAGGCCGAGCUGUCCAGACCCAUCACCUACAGCGUCUGUCACCACCAGGAGAUCCAGAGGAGGCUGGCCGAGCAGCAGGAGCUGCAGAGGGACAUCGAGCAGCAUACGGAGGGCGUAGCGUCGGUGCUCAGUCUGUGCGACGUUUUGCUGCGGGACGAAGAUGCUGCUGGCGGCACCGAGGCGGAGAGCGACUCCCUGCAGGAGACCAGCCACAGCCUGGACCAGCGCUGGAGGGCCAUCUGCACCCUGGCUCUGGACAGGAGGCUCAGGAUCGAGGAGACGUGGAGACUCUGGUGCAAGUUCCUCGAAGACUACUCGCGGUUUGAGGAUUGGCUCAAGAUCGCCGAGCGCACCGCUGCCAACCCCAACUCUGCAGACGUCCUUUAUACUGUCGCCAAGGAGGAGCUCAAGAAGUUCGAGGGUUUCCAAAGGCAGGUUCAUGAGCGGCUGACCCAGCUGGAACUGGUCAACAACCAGUACCGCCGCCUGGCCAGAGAGAACCGCACUGACCGAGCGAGCCAGCUCAAAGCCAUGGUCCACGAAGGCAACCGGCGCUGGGACGCCCUGCACCGCAGAGUGGCUGCCAUCCUCCGCAGACUCAAGUAUUUCACCAGCCAGAGGGAGGACUUUGAAGGCACCAGGGAGAGCAUGGUGGUGUGGCUGACCGAGCUAGACCUGCAGCUCACCAACGUGGAACACUUCUCAGAGAGCGACGUCCAUCACAAGAUCCAGCAGCUCAAUAGUUUCCAGAAGGAGAUCACCCUGAACACAGAGCGCAUUGACGGGCUGAUAGUGUUUGGAGAGGGUCUGAUCCAGAAGAGCUCACCGCAGGAUGCGGCCCUGAUAGAGCACGAGCUGGAGGAUCUGCACUCGUACUGCCAGGAGGUUUUCAGCAGACUAGUCCGUUUCCACCAGCGCCUCAGCCAGCCCCCGCUGAUCAAAGAAGAGCCAGAGCUCUCUGGUACCACCUUUUCCCUGGAGUCGAGCUUGGAGCUGAUUGGCCGACCGUGGCUGGGACGGAGCCUGGGAAGCCUCCCGGCGACGCCCACCCACCUGCUGGCCUCUGCACUGGAGCGCUCGGGGCGGGAGACCCCGGUGAGCGUGGAAUCCCUGCCGCUGGAGUGGGACCACACCGGAGACGUAGGGGGGUCAUCGUCACAUGAGGAUGAUGACGAGGAGGAGGAAGAAGAUGAGGAUGACAGAACUUACUUCAGUGCACUAUCAGAGGGCGAGUUGACUGAGAGCCAGGAGGAGUUUGUCGAAGCCCCGGAGGCCCUACGAGCCUCCUCACCGGUUUCAAGCCGCUCUAUGGCCGAGUCUCCAAGAUGGAGAUCACAAGGAGACGCAGGAACACAGCUGGACUCGGAGGGCCACACUGAGGCUCCACCCGCCCUCACCAGCACCCCUCUAAAGCAGGGCUAUCUGCGUCUCAUGUCUCAGUGCAGCGGCAGCAUCGAGAACCUUAAAAGAGUCUCGCUGAUCCUGGAUGAUGAGGAGCAGCCGGAGGAGCUCGGUCUGACGGGACUCACUGCCUCAGACAAACAGUCAGGUGUGAUUGAACGCUGGGAGCUGCACCAGGCUCAGUCCAGGAGCGACCUGCGCGCCGGCCCUCCGGAGCCCCGAGAUCUCACAUCUGACCUCGACGACAUCACUUCCUGGUUGGAAAACGUGACCCCGGAGCUAGAGCGCUUCCGGCAGUCCGAUCCAGCGGCCAGUAUUGAUGACAUGGCAGCCAGAGCCAAAAAACUAAAGGAGAUGCAAAAGGUGUUUACUCGCUACAAGUCCAUCAUGCUCUCCGUCAACCUGCGAGCUCAGGGGGAUGCAGAACUACAGGAGAGAGUGGCCGGUAUGAACCGAGACUGGAGCCGAGCGUGUGCGGGCGUCCAGCAGUGGGACACCGAUCUGAAGAAGACGCUGAUGCGCUGUCAGGAGUUCCAUGAAACCCUCCAUUCCCUGCUGCUGUGGCUGGCCCACGCAGAGAGCAGACGCUACGCAGUGGACAUCAGUGACCCAGACACACCUGUCCAAGCCCUGCAACAACACCGCGGCACGCUCACAGAUCUGCAGGAGGAGCUGCAGGGCAGGCAGACUCAGCAGGCCUCCCUCCAGGCUCUGUGGUCUCAGCUGCAGCCUGAGGACGAGGCUGAGGAGAGCGUCGAGGCCCAGGAGAAGCUUCAUGUGACGGGCAGCAAACUGGAGUCGCUGCUGAGGCAUGUGGACCAGGACCUCGGCACCCUGCAGCAGCGUCUGGAUUGUGAGUCUGCAUCAGGCGCCCAAGGCCAAAGCGCCUCUGCAGAUCCAAAGAAAGGUUCCUCUACUCAAAGAGAGAAGAGGGACUCGUCCCCGCCUCGUUCCUUCUUCUACCGGGUCCUUCGUGCUGCCUUCCCCCUCCACCUCCUGCUCCUGUUCCUCCUGCUCCUCCCCUGUCUGAUUCCCCAAUCAGAGGGCGACCCCGGCUGUACUGGGGCCAACAACUUUGCUCGGUCCUUUUACCCCAUGUUACGCUACACCAAUGGCCCACCGCCCACCUGAGAUAAAAAAAAGACUGAGAACAUACUGAGAAACACAAAGCCACCUUUUUGUCCCACUGAAACACGUGAACGAACAUGUUAAACAGUGAUUGACUUCUAAAAAAAAGAAAAGUCCAAAGUGCAGAAAUUGUACUUCUAUUUGUUAAUAUUUGAUCUUAGAACAGAUUAUAUUUAUUUCACAAACAAAACUACCCAUUUAAAUCAGGAAAAACACCACAUGUGAACGGAAAUGCUGAUGUUUUAGUUUGAUAAUGCAAAGAUCUGCAGCCUCUUGGAGAUCUCUCCUUAAGGAGUGCCAUUACAUCGAGUGUCUUGACACUUGUGGAGGGGUAAAGCAGCAUACAUACUGUAGCAGUGGCAGUAAACAGGUAAGAUAGUUUAAAUAUCCCUCAGCCACUAUUGAAGCCAGCGAACAUAUUCCAGUGAUUUCAUUGGAUAAUAACAGGUGAAAGCCAAAUAAGAUGAAAAAUCACUAUUUUUCUUGCUUCCAAACACAGUAUAAUAAUAACUGUAAACAAGUCCCAGCUUAGCUUUUAUCAGAUUUUUUAAAUUAAAAUGUGUACAUUAUCCUCAUCAUUUACAUGUCAUUUUAUGAACUGUUGACAUUUAAUUUUGUGUAACUUGACCCUGCAAACAAAGCAUGCUUGAUCUAUGUUUGUUACUGAACUCUUAAAAAGAAGUUUAUUUUUCCAAGAAAAAACACUGGUUAAAAUUUGUGAUGUAAUCUUUAUAAAGCGAACCGUACAAAAUUAUGGCAGUUUUAUACGAAAUAUUGUAUGUUCAUAUUUUUUUAGAUGCAAUUUUUUUUGGAGUAGAUUGUGAGCAGGCUGUUAAAACACUGUAGAUUUAGCAGGAUGAUGUGUAUGUACAAAAUGUAAUAAUAUAAUGCUUAUUUAUAACAUCAAACGGUGGAUUUGUGCCCUUAAUUUUCUGGUAGUAAACACUGAUUGUCUUAA
Molecule: messenger RNA, 23682 nt
Organism: Sebastes umbrosus (honeycomb rockfish)
Lineage: Eukaryota; Metazoa; Chordata; Actinopteri; Perciformes; Sebastidae
Product: nesprin-2-like
Exons: 112
Coding region: 216-22727 (7503 amino acids)
Cellular component (GO): membrane
Molecular function (GO): protein binding
Source: RefSeq, a predicted model, not a curated record